This is a messenger RNA of Lotus japonicus, 1331 nucleotides long. Its product is annotated as PGR5-like protein 1B, chloroplastic. Gene Ontology annotation, molecular function: oxidoreductase activity, acting on iron-sulfur proteins as donors. The record is from RefSeq and is a predicted model, not a curated record. NCBI's taxonomy places the organism in Eukaryota, Viridiplantae, Streptophyta, Magnoliopsida, Fabales, Fabaceae. The transcript is spliced from 7 exons. The coding region runs from base 179 to 1033 and encodes 284 amino acids. Gene Ontology annotation, biological process: photosynthetic electron transport in photosystem I. Gene Ontology annotation, cellular component: chloroplast thylakoid membrane.
AUAGACCACAAAAGAGAAGAGCAACUAGAGACUCUACCUUGGAAUAAAAUAAACGAUUCUCUCUAAAUCCAAAACCAAACAGAGAUAUUUUUUGUGGCAAAGGGAACCAGAACCUCAAUUUUUUGUAUCGGAGUAUGAUUUUGGCGCGGAGGCGCGUGUGAAUUACGUUUCUGUUUUAAUGGCCGCCACCACGAGCACCUCCCACGUCAUCCAAUCCACGCUUCUAGAACUUCCAAGAACCAACCGCCUCCUCCGUAUCUCUGCCUCCACCCACCGUGUCUCCGCCAUCUCCGACCACCGUCCACAGGGUCCCUCCUGCAUCUUCGUCGGUCCCCUCGAAACCGCCAACAAAGAAACCCUCGAAGCUCUCUAUUGCCAAGCACGAGAUGCUUAUUAUAGUGGUGAACCUUUGAUAGUUGAUGAUAUGUUUGAUAGAGUGGAGUUAAAGCUAAGAUGGUAUGGUUCAAAGUCAGUUGUCAAGUAUCCUCGAUGCAGUAUCAGGAGGCAAUCCGCAUAUGCUGAUGCUGAGGAAGAUAUAUCUAUGGUUUUUGCAUUAGCAAGCACAUGGGCCGUGUUCCUUGCUUUUGGCAGUCUAGCAUGUCUUGGGCCUCUGUCGUACACUGUUGGCGCCGCUUAUCAAAAUGCGUUCGAUUCAGGAUUGUCACACGGUAGCCAUAAUCAUGGGCUAGGGUUUUCGGUCAUGUUGAAUAACAUUGUCUUCAUCGUGCUUGGCUUUGUCAUCGGAUACCCACUUGCAUCAGCUUCAGUUAAGGUCAUUCAAGGUCUGUGGAGAAAUGACUUAGUGGCACUGAGAGGUUCAUGUCCAAAUUGUGGGGAAGAGGUAUUUGCAUUUGUGAGGAUGGACAGGAAUAUUGACUCACCUCACAGAGCAGAUUGUCAUGUGUGUGGAUGCUUAUUAGAAUUUCAGACCAAUGUGGAGAAUUCGGUUUCAAGAUUUGGUAGACGUUGGGUUUAUGGGCGUAUUUUCCUUGUUUCACUGAGAGGCAGAGCUCGCCGCCAAAGACAGCUGUGAAUUUUCUUCCCAGCAUCAUGAUUUGCUUCUUUGAAUGUGUAUAGUAAGGGUCAGAGUACCAUCAACUUUCCUAUUCUUCUUUUUUAGUCUAGAACAGUUUUGCGUAAGAACAAUUUGAAAUACAUUUUGUAAGGAAGAAGUUGACAUGUUAGGAUGGUCAACGAAUUUCUUGGAUUUAAUUGUGUAUUAGUGUUGUGCUAGAUUCUGCAGGUGAAAUUUCAUACGUAAACUUUGAACAUUUGUUCAUUUGAUGUCAAUAACUCAAUAUCUUAAAUAAAAUUUCCAUUUUUUUAUUUUA